Molecule: messenger RNA, 1796 nt
Organism: Salvia miltiorrhiza (redroot sage)
Lineage: Eukaryota; Viridiplantae; Streptophyta; Magnoliopsida; Lamiales; Lamiaceae
Product: BRASSINOSTEROID INSENSITIVE 1-associated receptor kinase 1-like
Exons: 7
Coding region: 279-1487 (402 amino acids)
Biological process (GO): protein phosphorylation
Molecular function (GO): ATP binding; protein kinase activity
Source: RefSeq, a predicted model, not a curated record
UCUCCUUUGGUAGGGACACGGACACCAUGGAAUUUUUCUCCACUUCUAUUGUUUCCUCUUCAUUUUCCUUGUAUAGUAAAAUCAAAGUGUGCCCCCUCGAAAUUUCAUGCAAUGAAGAUGAAGAUUUAAGAGAGAGAGAGAAAGCAGCUCUGUUACAAGGAAAAUAGGAGCCCGAGCAUCUGAGAGAUUCGUGCGAUUUCAGUGAAGAAAUUCUCAAUGAUAUUUUGGAUUAAAUUUCUGCAGCUACUCUGAAUACCGAAUUUUCCCAAAGGUGAAAGAUGGCGUGGUGGUCGUCCUCGUCGUCGUCUCGGGACAACUGGGAAAGGCUGGUGGCAGCAGUGCUGAAGAAAGAGCAGAUUUGGGAUCUGUGUCACCGAAACUCCUUCUCCACCAUUGCUUCUGAUUAUAGCGAUGGAAUUCUUAGUUUCUCAAAUAACAGUUCGAGACCUGUUUCCUCAUUCCCAUCUCCUCAACUUCCACUUACUAACGACUCUGUCGUUGAAGAUAUGGAAAAUGCUUCUAAAACUAUGACACUUAAGAGAUUUUUCCUAGACCAGCUACUUGUUGCAACAGACGAUUUUAGCCACAGAAAUGUCAUUGGACAUGGAAGACAUAGUACAGUAUAUAAAGGUCGAUUGGUAGAUGGCUCUCUAGUGGCAGUUAAGAAACUAUGGCAACGAGUAAUCGGGAUAGAACUAGAAAUGGCAAGCCUUGUAAAGCAUCGCAAUAUAAUUAAACUUAUUGGAUUUUGCAUUACGCAAAAGGAACAACUGCUCGUUUAUCCUUAUAUGGCGAAUGGAAGUGUGGCAUCAUGCUUAAGAGAAAGAUAUGAGUGGCAGCCUCCACUUGAAUGGCCAGUGAGAAAAACGAUAGCACUAGGGGUUGCAAAGGGUCUCUCUUAUUUGAAUCAGGAAUGCACCCGAGGUAUCAUUCAUCGUGAUGUUAAAGCUGCAAAUAUAUUGUUGGACGAGAAUUUUGAAGCAUUCGUUGCUGACUUCACCUUGGCCAAAUUCAUGGACUGUGAUGAUGAUGAUGAUGAUGGUGUGGUAGGAACACUGAGUCAUAUAGCCCCCGAGUACCUCUCCACGGGUAAGUGUACAGAGAAAACUGAUGUAUUUAGUUAUGGGGUCUUUCUUCUUGAGCUCAUCACAGGGAAGCAAAUUUCUCAUCUUCCUCAGCUGGCCUGUAUCGACAGCAUGAAGUUAUUGGAUUUGGUAAGUGGAUUAUGGGAGAAAAAGUUUGAAGUGAUGAUUGAUCCAGAUCUCAAUGGAAACUACGUGGAAGAAGAGGUGAAGAAGUUGAUGCGAAUGGCUCUCAUCUGCACUCGGAGUGAUCCAGAUGCACGUCCCACGAUGUUGGAAUUCGUGAGGAUGUUUGAAGAUGGAGAUGACAUUGCUGAGAGGUGGGAAGAAGAAGCGAAACCAGCUCGUCUCGACUCCCAUACACCAAUUCUGGGAAUUCAUUGUUAUCAAAGCUCUUUGGGUUGAAGAAUCUGUAGUUUGUAGGAGUAUGUUUGGAACUGCUGGAAUUAAUAAAAGUCCGUUGAAAAUAGUACUUUCUCCGUAUCUUGGCAUAUUUGCUUUCGGCAUGGAGAUUAAAAAUAAGGCGUUACGAGUGUAAAGUGGGCAGACACCAUUAUUCUUUUCUCCCGAAUUUUGAAAAUUUCAUUAGCUUGACAGUUCCAAGAGGUUAAUCUAUUGUAGAAGUAUAAUUAUGUAAUUGGAACGACAUCAUUUUGACUGUCAUUAUUUUCAGUAAAGAAAAUUUAAAUUCGAUUCAAUGAUAAAUGAGUUAAA